UUAACUUACUCGUCAAGUGCGGAUACAGAAGAAAAAGAAAUUGAAAAUCUUCGCUCCUCUAGAAGAGAAGAAAAGGAAAGAAAAGACAAAGAAAUUUAUGCCGCUGCCAUGGAAGAAUAUAGAAGAAAUAAACCUGAUGAGUGGGUUCAAAAUAUAGUUCAAGAACUAGAAGGAGAAGAAGCAGGCCCUUCACAGCCAAAGAGAAAGACUAAAAAGGUGAUGAUACCAGAACAAGACGAUAUUGAGUUUUAUGUUGAUCAAGUGUUGGUGGCUAUUAAUAAACAUUUGACAUCGAAAGAUGCUUACGACCUAGUUUUCAGUUCUAAAGUCAUUCUUGUUGAAGUUGAUAAAAGAUUUUCUAAUCGCGUCGUAGGUCGCGAUAAAUUUCUGAAUGUUGUUUAUAAUAAAGGAAGAUUUUUUUGUAAUGAUUGGUUGCUUAAUAAGCUGAAGGAAGCAGAUAAUCUCGAUCGUAGAUCGUUUCAACUUCUUUAUGAUGAAGGUUCUAUGAGAUAUGAAGGUUCUCACAGAACUAUUCAACCUGCAACACGUGAACCAAACGUAACGGGCCAUGACAUUAAAACGGAUAAAAGGAAUGCAAGAAUCUUUUGUCGUUUUGGUGCAUAUUUAGCAAUGCUGAAAGUAAUUACUGAUAAUGUUUUAGUUGAGCGUGAGAAUGAAAUUAAAUAUAUUAUUGAACUUUGGAAAAUAGGAUUGGGUGAAAUUUUGCCAAUUCCGGAAAAUAAUUUAAUCCAUUCAGAGAAGGUAGUUAAGCAUUAA
Molecule: messenger RNA, 777 nt
Organism: Meloidogyne enterolobii
Lineage: Eukaryota; Metazoa; Nematoda; Chromadorea; Rhabditida; Meloidogynidae
Source: the annotation of a GenBank genome assembly